ACAAUGGGUUGUAUGUACAAUCUUAAAAGAAACUUGUGUUUUCAAGUCUUUAUAUUUCUAGUGAUAUUUGCAGUAGACCUUGCGGACCUUCUCAGUGACUGGUUAUUCUUUAAUGAAUUGCGUCUACAAGAGAAAGGGUUGGUAUUCGGACCAAUCGAUACAAAACUCCUUUAUAUUUUACUUGGAUUCUCUUGUGCUGGAGUUUUGACAUUUCUAGUGGAGAUAGUUAAUUUCGGAAGACAUAUAUUUCGACCAGAUGAAAAAGGUUGGCUGGAUGUGGAUUAUCUAUCCACCUUUGUUGUUUGGGUGGAGGAAAUACCCCAAAUAUCAAUCAGCGUCAUUAUAGCUGCUUGCCGAGAAGAAGGUGUUAGUAUAUAUCAAAUUUCGAAAGCAUCGAUUGUGAUCAUUGGGUGUUUUGCCAGGUUAUUAAUAGGUUUGAUACGAUACUGUCUACGUAGAAGAAGGGGAGAAUAUAGAAACAAAAGAUCGUUUAAAUGUUGUUCUGGAUUACUGCUCUUUGGAUUAGUUUUAUCUGUGAUAGGCUCUUCUCUAGUGUUUGUUUUCUCCCAUAUAUUAAGGGAUGGUGACAACAUUACAUUUCAAAAACCUAAAGAAUUUAUUUUAACGAAGCGUGAUACAGCUAAGUAUUUCCCACACGUUGGAAUAUUCCUAAACAGUAACGAGCUGAGAAACGGGAUAGAUCAAACAUAUACACAGGAUGAAUGGAUAAAACUCAUGGAUCUUAUCGACUUAGAAAAAAGUCCACAUCCCGUGCAAAAAAUAAAGUUCACAAAGAAUGGAAACAUGAAAAUAAAAAUUGUAACAUCGUCAACACAAAAUUUGGGAACACUCACAUCACAGAAACUUCGAACGGAAUGUUAUAAUGAAACAAAUGGCUGGUUUGUAUCAAACUCUACCGAGUGUUCUAAGUUAUUCAGUGCCACUGAUGUUACAUCAGAAUUUGUGAUUUACUAUAACUUUAUACCACAGUCGUCACAUCGUAUGAUGGGUGACGUCACUUACAAUACCAGAUACACAUCCAGUGGAGAGUGCUACAACGAACCUAACAUAAACAAUACACAAUUAUAUUUAGAAUAUUUCAAAGCCACGUCUCAAACUGAAGAUCGAUUUCACUUACUUUUGCCAAAUGGAAAUGUUUUCAAAACUUUAUUCAAAUUUUACACACCAGAAAACUUGAUUCCAAUAAAAAAAGCUUGGAUGACUGGAUUUCUGGGAUGUGAGAGCUCAGGCAGUGAAGCUCCUCAUUGGGACAAAUCUAUACAAAUCAAAUGUUUUAAUAUUUAAUAUUAUAUAUAAAGCUGACUAAGUGAACUUUCUAAAAGAAAUCCACAAUAUAAACAAUAAGUACAGAGUUAUCUCUCUUACAAUGGACGAACCAGAGUUAUCUCUCUUGCGAUGAAAUAUAAUAUUUUUAUGUGAGGCAGUUUUACAAUUUUCAUAAUAAAGUGUGAUUUAAAAAUA
Messenger RNA from Mytilus californianus (California mussel), 1482 nucleotides. RefSeq lists its product as uncharacterized. The coding region runs from base 4 to 1305 and encodes 433 amino acids. Lineage: Eukaryota; Metazoa; Mollusca; Bivalvia; Mytilida; Mytilidae. The transcript has a single exon. The record is from RefSeq and is a predicted model, not a curated record.